AGAGAUGACUUUAUAGAGCAGUCGUUUCCAUUCAUAUCCGUGCUCCAUGAAUGGCCUGGUUAGCAGCCAUUCUCUCCUGAUAUCACUCACAUUUACUGGUUUGCACUGUUCUCAUGGAAAUCCCUGUUGCUUUAGUGACAGCCUGAUCGGGGUACACGGGGGCUAUGUGAGGCAUUUCCUCUCUACCCGGUCCAGCUCUGUGCUCUGAAUCCUCUGCAGUCUGCAUCAGCAAAGUGUCUUGGCAUCACUUCUCGUUCUUCCUUCGUGUCCAUUCCGGCGUCAUGUGAGUUGAGUUCGCGGUGGUCUCCCUAGUCGCCCUAGACCUGGACCUGGACCCUCCUCCGUCGAGCUUAGCAGCCAGUGCCGACGUCCUCCUCAUCGCUUUGGUAGUCCCGGUAGGGGAAGCCUCCCUUUCCCCCCGCUGUCCCCGGUUUAUCCUGCACCCUUCAGCGUGCGGCGGAGCGGAGGAUGAGCGAGCAAGGGAAGGGCUCGGCAUCCGCCUCUGCCGCGGCCCCGGCACCAGGGUCGGAUACUUACAAAGGCUGGCUUUUUAAAUGGACCAACUAUCUGAAAGGGUACCAGCGGCGAUGGUUUGUCCUCAGCAAUGGCCUUCUUUCUUAUUACAGAACACAGGCAGAGAUGGCCCAUACAUGUCGCGGGACAAUCAACUUGGCCACGGCGCACAUCGACACAGAGGAUGCCUGCAACAUUGUCCUGAGCAGUGGUGGCCGCACUUAUCACCUUAAGGCUAGCACAGAAGUGGAGCGGCAGAGAUGGGUCACAGCACUGGAAUUGGCCAAAGCCAAAGCCAUCCGCAUGAUGAAUGAUCAGUCUGACGAUUCUGGGGACGAUGAGCCUGCAUCCCAGUCGGACCGCAGCGAGCUUCAGGGCACCCUGAAGAUACUUGUGAGCAAGCUUGAUGACCUCAGCACAUGUAAUGACCUGAUCGCCAAGCAUGGGGCGGCCCUGCAGCGCUCCCUCAGCGAACUCGAGGGUCUGAAGGUCCCUGUGGAGGGCGGGGAGAAGAUCAAGGCAGUCAACGAGCGAGCCACCCUCUUCCGCAUCACUUCCAAUGCUAUGAUCAACGCCUGUCGAGACUUCUUGGACCUAGCAGAGACACACAGUAGGAGAUGGCAGCGGGCGCUGCAGUAUGAGCGAGAGCAGCGCACCCACCUAGAGGAGACCAUUGAACAGCUAGCCAAGCAGCAUAACAGCCUGGAGCGAGCGUGGAGAGAAGCGCCCACGCUUGCUUCCACCACACCCAGUGCUCCUACCACCAACAAGGAAGGGAGUGCGAGGCUGCUUAAGGAAGAAGCAAGUGAUGAUGAGGAUACCGAGUACUUUGAUGCCAUGGAGGAUUCCCCUGCAUUUAUUACAGUGACUGCCACUGACAGUUCACAGCACAGGCGAUCUCAGAGUAAUUUAAGCGGAGCAAGUGGAGGUCAACCCAGUGACUGGAACCAGGACAACCAUAUGUCUCCCAGCUAUAAUGAUGUGUGUGGGAAGGAGCUGCAGCCCCGCAGACAGAGGCGGACUCAUGUCCCAGACAAGCCCAACUACUCCCUCAAUUUGUGGAGCAUCAUGAAGAACUGCAUCGGCAAGGAGCUCUCCAAAAUUCCCAUGCCUGUAAACUUCAACGAGCCUCUGUCAAUGCUACAACGUCUCACGGAGGACCUUGAGUAUCAUGAACUACUAGACAAGGCGGCACGCUGUGACUCCUCCCUGGAGCAGAUGUGCCUGGUUGCUGCCUUCUCCGUCUCAUCCUACUCCACCACGGUUCAUCGGACAGCGAAGCCCUUCAACCCGCUACUGGGUGAGACCUACGAGCUUGAUCGCAUGGAGGAGUUUGGCUACCGUUCGCUGUGUGAGCAGGUGAGCCAUCACCCCCCUGCAGCUGCACAUCAUGUGAUUUCCCAACGAGGCUGGACCCUGUGGCAGGAAAUCACAAUCGCCAGCAAGUUCCGUGGCAAAUACCUCUCCAUUAUGCCACUGGGUGCCAUUCACCUCCAGUUCCACUCCAGCGGUAACCACUAUGUGUGGAGAAAGGUCACCUCCACAGUGCACAACAUCAUUGUGGGCAAGCUGUGGAUUGACCAGUCAGGGGACAUUGAGAUUGUGAAUCACAGGACCAAGGAGACCUGCCAACUCAAGUUCUCUCCCUACAGUUAUUUCUCCAGGGACGUUCCACGAAAGGUGACAGGUGUGGUGACUGACAGUGGUGGACAUGCUCACCACAUCCUCUCUGGUACCUGGGACGAUAAAAUAGAAAGUGCCAAGAUUGUUCAGAGCAGCAGAGGGGGCAGCGGAUCAGAAGGCAAGCAGAAGACUGUAUAUCAGACAUUGUCCCCCAAACUGCUGUGGAAGAAAUAUCCGCUCCCGGAAAACGCUGAGAACAUGUACUACUUCUCAGCGCUUGCCCUGACCCUGAAUGAGACUGACGACAGAGUGGGACUGACCGAUAGCCGACUGAGACCAGACCAGAGGCUUAUGGAGGAAGGUCGAUGGGAUGAAGCGAACUCAGAGAAACAGAGGCUAGAAGAAAAACAAAGAGCUGUAAGGAGGAGGAGGGAAGCAGAGGCCACAGACGCUCUGGAUGAAGGUAGAGAAUAUGAAGGCUACCAGCCCCUGUGGUUUCACCAGAGGAGAGACUCAGUCACUGGAGAGACAAACUUUGUGUACAAGGGAGGUUACUGGGAGGCAAAGGAGAAACAGGACUGGAGCAUGUGUCCUGACAUCUUCUAACCCAGGACCUAACCCGGAUCACUCCUAACCUCGUCGGACAGGGAGCUGCUCGGCCUCUGCUCCUUAAGCAAUGGGGUGUAGCAGGUUUAUGAGCACCUUGUGGACCUUUUGUGAGUGCGAGAAUGUGUGUGUUUGACACACUCUAGGAAUUACACUGUACCUCCAAAUGUUGUUACUGUGAGGAAAAAAACAGGGUGUUCCCUCUGUAGUCCUCGUUGAAACUUGACUAAAACAGCAGUGAGACAUUGUGUAGAUGAAAGGUGGUGUAAAUUUGUAGCACCACCUAAUAAAGGCACCUGCACACACUGAAAUCAGGUCCUUUCCAAAUCUUACCCACAAUGCACUUUUCUGUGUUCAUCCCAUUUUAAUUUUUUUUAAAGAUUGGACAGAAACCCAUUUAAAUCAAGAUCCAUUGACAGCCAACAUGGACAAAAUCAUAAAUGGACACAUCAAAACAAAAGAAGUGUUCUUAUCUUUUGUUUAAUUCAGCACAGUUGAGAUUAUGCUAGCCGCACUUUGUCAGCCUUCAGAUAGAUCCUUUUUCCAGCUAACUUUUUCAAGUGCUAAUUAUUUGCCCUGUUUAGUAAGAGGCCUUUAAAUGGUAUCAGCACAUUUAUGUGUAACAUUUAAUUAAAAGUCAUGUAGAUCCAAAGUGUUGGAAGUAAAUUCAAUCACCAAGACAUUCUGGAAAAAAGUAAAAAUUAGACAACUUUUGUGUAGUUUAAUGUUAUUUUCAUGUUGCUUAUCUUCAUAGCUGAUCAUUACCAGUCAGCUUUUUAAUUAUUAUAGUUUAAUUUCUAUGAAUUGUUUCAUCUUAUUUCAUUUCAAAGAAAUUUUCUCCAAAUAAAAAAGUCUCAAGACAAAUAUCGGAUUUGCUUUUCAAAAUAACGGCUUAUGAGAAAUAACUGCUAAAAGAAAUAAGAUUGACUUGAAAUGAACUGUCAAUGCCAAAAUUACAAGGGAAAAUAACAUUUCUUAUUCAGGAGCUGUGUUUUUUGGACAACCAUAUAGUAUCAUAAUUCUAUUGUCUGUAUUUAUUAAUAUUGAUGUUUACUACAUGGUGUCUAAUGUAUUAGUUGAACACUUUGGGUCUUCAUGACAAGCGUCUUAUCUUUGAUUUGACAAAGGGCCUCUAUCUUUGUCAUUAGUGAAGGCUGGUUUUAUUUGAACAGAUGGAAUCUGCAGCCGUGCAGAAACAUAUUUUAUUCAGUGUGAAUGUUGGUGUUUCCUUUUAGGUACAUGAAGUUAAAAUACAACUAGACUAUAGUUCAUGUAGAAAAAAUAUAUAAUGUAGAUUCCCUUUAUGCUUCAAUGCAAUUUCAUUGAAAAUGCUUCAGACAUUUUUCAUUUGUGACUCUAAAUAGUGAAACUCUGCGAUUGUCAGACCUUUAGUCGGAACACAUUAGUGCAAUGCAGCAGUCCAAAACUGAACACUCAUAUCACUUUGAAAAUAUUGUCUAUAUUAGUACAUAUCUGUUUUAAUGGUGACAAAGUUUCACCCUAUAGGUGUUCUUUACCUUAUCCUCUGGUGCUUUCCCAUAGCAACACACACCAAAUCCUCACUGACCACUUUGAGUGACAUUAUUCUCAGUGAUCAUACAAAGCACCAAAUCACUGAGAAACUGAGUGAUAACAACAAGUUUAUCCACUAACCUGCAGCUCUCCAGCUCCACAGCCUCCAUCAGUCACUAGUUUGUAGCUCAGACGUUUCCAGCAGGACUUAAUGUGUGGCUGGAGGUGUUCCUCUGAGUCCUGCGUGUCUCUGCCUGACGCGAGUUCAGAGGUUUAUAGAAGCAGACAGGGCUGGUUCCUGCAGCUCACCACUGUGCAGUCAAAUACAGACACGGAGGAGCUCAAGACUCCACACAGCCUCCGCAGGUAGUCCUUUCAUUCAGUCAUUGUGACCAUGCUGAUCUGGGAUCAGCUCAUGAAGGUACCCACAGUCUUUUGCCUUUAACUGACUGAACAAGGGAACGUCCCCUGACCUGUGCACUACUCGUCUCCAGUGACAAGAGUUUUGAAAACCAGUUAGUAUUUUUUUGUAAUUAUUGUUAGGAAUGUAGAAUUCAGGGCUGGAGGUAUCGUAUCUACCGCCUCGUUCAUUUGUGUGAAUAUUUUGUGAUAAAUGAAUGAUAUUGUAAAUUGAAGAGUAAUUAUACUAACUAUACUAAGUUAUCUGUACAGCCUAGUUCCAAUCUGAAGAAAAAAAAUCUCAAUGAGCCUAAAGGAUUUUAUUUUAAUCCAGAUUGAUUCUGUUUAGAUGGGUGUUGAAUCUGAGGCACCCUCACUUUGGCUGCUGGUUUCCUGUUUUAUAUUUCCCCAAAAUAAAAAAAAAACUGUCUGAACACACUGACAAUAUUUUUAUAGAGCCCUUUAUGCUAGCAUAUCAGUAGUUGUGGUUCAGUGAUGAUUUCAUAGAUCAGACAGUUCCUUCUUUCCCCUCAUAAAGAUGCAUUACAUGCACUAAAAAAAAACAUGAAUUAACAAAACAUACCACAUGGAGUAAAGAGGAUUCUCAAAAUGGAGCUAAUAAAGUGUUUUUAUCUAAUGAUUUAUUAACAACAUUAUAAAACAUAGAUUUUUCUUAAUUUCACAAAAAAAAUUUCCUUCUACCAAUUUGCACAAAAGGUUUAAUUGCAUUGUUUUAAUUGUGAGCACACUUUGAUCAGUCAUUGAACUCUUUGUGAACAAUGCCAAAAUUAAAGGACAAAUUCAACAUUUAGGGAAAUAACUGAUACCCUUAAGAAAAUCCACUCCCUUCUGAUACUGGUAUGGUAUCAGGCGGGUGAGGAGCUGGUGAGCUUAGCUAAACAUAAAUCCUGUAAGCAAACUGGAACAACCUGCCUGGCUCUGUCCAAACAUAUUAAAAGCUCUCCAUUAGCACUUCUAAGAUUCAUUAACACUUAAUAUCUUGUUUGUUUAAUCUUCAGGAAGUCACUGCUCCAGGCCAAGAAAUAAUCCUUCACGUGAAGCAUGUGGUUGUGUGUACAAAUUACACAAACAAGAUAUACUGGUUAAUUUGUUAGCUUUAGAGGUUUUUUGUUUAACUCUUAGACAGAGCCAGGCUAGCUGUUACUACUGGCUUCAGUAUCAUGUUAAUGACACAGGAGUGAUAUCAAUCUUCAUAUAAGUAUGGGCAAGUGUGAAUCCAAAAUGUCAAACAAGUCCUUUAAUUUGAUUACUAACCUCUUUGCUUCUCAUUUUUUCUCUUCCCUUUGCACAGACAGUUGUCUUGUACACCGAUACAAUUAAUAAAUGUUGCAUUCGCUUAAAAACCUAACAAGUAUGUCAGAUGUGUAGUUAAACACUUGCAGCAAGGUGUUACAUUAAUUCUCUCUCUAAACGUGUAAUUUUACAGGUAGUUCUGUCUCAUCGUGGACAGUCAUGGGGUCUGAAAGAACACUGAUGAUCUCUGACGAAUGGUGAUGAAAAAAUUGUACAAAUAGAGUUUUUUUCUCAGCAAUCAAUUUGAAGUUACUAGAGAAUUACUUUAAUAUAUUGUUCUUGAGAUGAUUUUAUAUUUGAAAAUACAUGUUAUAUUUUGAAUGACAGUGGAGAACUCAUCAUAUGUUUAAAUCAAUGUAUUUCCAAAUAAAGUGACCUCAGCACUUGAUGGUGACUGAAGUUGCCCUGCUGAGGUGAAACUGUACAGUUUUCGGAUGGCCGUAGCAAUAAUGCAGUGAGGUGUAGAUUUGUCAUUUCAUGGUCAUGUUGCUUCAAACAGAACAGUUUUCGGCCUCCUGCAGAAAGGGAAAAAAAAACAACCAAAGUGUAUGUGGAGAGUGUACUGUAGACUAAAAGAACCUCUUUGUUUGCCUUCCCUAUCUCUGGGGGUUGUAAUGUAAACCCCUUCUCAUUGUUUCUGUCAUUUCAUCUCACCUAACUCUUAAUUCACUUUGGUGUUUUGUUUUUUUUAGCUUGAUUUGUAUGCUUUUAUUCUCUGUUCUGAUUUCUACCUUCUCACGGGUGCCAUUAUUCUUACGUUUGUGUUUUCAUACUGUUUGUAUGCAUAAUGAGCUUGAUUUGUGUGCAUGUGCAACACACAUUUCCUUCUCAUUCAAUGCUGCUCAGUUUUGAAGUAGAACUGAACUAAUGGAGAUGGGGAAACUUGUCUUGCCUUGUUUAAACUGAACCCUCCUUCUCUUUGAGCUGUGACUCGCAGCUUGUAGAGACACAGUGGUUAUGUUCAUAAUCAGGAUGUUAAAAGUUUUAAGACACAUCACAACAGCGGCCUGGUACAGGAGGUCAAGGGUGAUUGACCUGCCUUGAGUACUACUUUAACUCCCCAAAUACACAUUGGUGUAUUCAGGUGUUACUGAGGGUUUAACUGAGGUUUUUCUUCUUUAUUUUUUAAAUUGUGUAUUUUCUCCUUUAAUUUAUACUUGUAUAACAUUGUCUUUAAACAACAAAGACAUAACAAUGAAAAAAAGAAGAUAAUAAAGCUGUUAUUGUUGACACUGGA
This is a messenger RNA of Notolabrus celidotus (New Zealand spotty), 7204 nucleotides long. RefSeq lists its product as uncharacterized. Gene Ontology annotation, cellular component: intracellular membrane-bounded organelle; cytosol; membrane. The record is from RefSeq and is a predicted model, not a curated record. Gene Ontology annotation, molecular function: cholesterol binding. NCBI's taxonomy places the organism in Eukaryota, Metazoa, Chordata, Actinopteri, Labriformes, Labridae. The transcript is spliced from 14 exons. The coding region runs from base 469 to 2742 and encodes 757 amino acids.